AUGCAAGUAGGUAUUGAUUUCUCAGACCGUUACAAAAAUCCUCAAAAAGAAAUAAUUAACUUAAUGAGUACACAACGAAUGCAACAAAUAACUGAGAAUCGUGAGAGACUCAAACCAAUUAUAGAGUGUAUUAUAUUUUUGGGACGCCAAAAUUUAGCAUUUAGAGGACACCGUGAUCAAGGUAAAUUAAAUACAAAUAUUGAUUUAUUGCCAACCAAUGAAGGUAAUUUUAGGCAAUUACUAAAAUUCAAAAUAGCUUCUGGGGAUAAAAUAUUAGAAAAACAUUUACAAACAACUAGUGCUAAAGCUACUUAUAUUUCUCACACUACACAGGAACAGUUAAUUGAGUGUUGUAAAGAAGAAACAUUGUCACAUAUUUUAAAUAAUGUUAAGGAAUCUUGCUAUUACAGUGUUAUAUUUGACGAAACCACUGAUAUUUCCCAUAUUUCACAAUUAAGUUUGUCUUUGAGAUAUGUUGAUAAAGCUAAUAAUGUUCAUGAACAGUUUAUUGGUUUUAAAAAUUAUCAUGAUUAUGUUUAUGAUAAACUUACAGAAGAUAAUGUAGAACCAAAAUUAACUGGUAUUGUUCUGGGAAAUGCUGUUGUAUCAAUUAUGAAAGACAUGUCGUUAGACUUAAAUAACUGUGUAGGGAUUGGAACCGAUGGGUGCUCAGUCAUGACAUCUGUAACACGUGGAGCAGGUGCUGAAAUUCAGAAAAACUGUCCCAAUGCUGUUUACAGUCCAUGUUCAAACCAUGCAUUGAACUUGAGCAUCUCAAAGUCAUCUAAUGUACAGUUAGUUAGAAACACUAUGGGCAUCAUAAAAGAAGUUCUAUCUUUUUUUAAUACAUCUUCCAAAAGAAGUUUUGUUUUAAAAAAUUGCCUUAAAUUUAAAUAA
This is a messenger RNA of Macrosiphum euphorbiae (potato aphid), 897 nucleotides long. The record is from the annotation of a GenBank genome assembly. Lineage: Eukaryota; Metazoa; Arthropoda; Insecta; Hemiptera; Aphididae.